GCGUAAAAGGGCAGGACGGACGGGACGCAGCUCCAACGCAGCGCAGCCACGCGCACUCCGCGUCUCACCUGGAAAGCAGCAGCGCGCAGAAGCACCGACAGGCGGACCGGGGGACAGGUACGCGCAGGAGAGGAGCCGGAAGAACAAGCAGGUCGAGUCCUUUUCCCCCGCAGUCACUCCAUGUGCUUCCCACGUUACAACGCCGCCCUUUGCUUCUUUUAAAAAAAAAACGCGAUUUCUCUAUGAGAGUGAAGCGGCGUUGGAGAAAACAUGACGGAGCAAGGAAAGAAGUGGAUUCUGAUCGCGGUGGAUGUUCUUUGUGUCUUUGUCGCGUCUCUGCCCUCAGCCAUCCUGACCCUGACGUUCAGCCCGUACCAAAGAGGAAUCUAUUGCGAUGAUAAGAGUAUCAGCUAUCCCUACAGGAGAGACACCAUCUCCCAUGGAGCAAUGGCUGCCGUCACCAUCACCUGCUCCAUUGUCAUUAUCACCACGGGAGAAGCGUACCUCGUUCACACCAAGCGUCUGCACUCCAACUCCCGGUUCAACGAUUACCUGUCGGCUCUUUACAAGGUGGUGGGCACCUUCCUGUUUGGAGCCGCCGUCAGCCAGUCGAUGACCGACCUGGCCAAGUUCACCAUCGGUCGCCCUCGUCCAAACUUCUUGGACGUGUGCCGCCCGGUCAGCUGUAACGGGUACACGCUGCAGAUCAACUGCACGGGCUACCAUCGCAACGUCACCGAAUCCAGGUUGUCGUUCUACUCCGGCCACUCGUCCUUCGGGAUGUACUGCAUGCUCUUUUUGUCGCUCUACGUCCAGGCGAGGAUGCAGGGGAAGUGGACACGACUGGUUCGACCGACCAUCCAGUUCUUCUUGGUGGCGUUUUCUUUUUACGUUGGGUACACGCGUGUGUCCGACUACAAACACCACUGGAGCGACGUGCUUGUGGGGCUGCUGCAGGGAGCGCUCAUCGCCGUACUCACUGUCCGAUACGUGUCCGACUUCUUCAAGCAGCGGCCUCCACUCUGCACACACGCGGCCGCAGCGGAGACCGAACAGCUGGAGGACAAACCGAGGCCGCAGCUCCCCGACUCGCAGCACGGGAACCACUACAACUAUUCUGGACCCGUAUGAGCUCUUCAGCGCAGCAGCUGCUCUUCGCUAACUCGGUCCUACACGUUCUCUAACAGCAGCAGCAGCGCAGGACCUGUGACUCAUAGAGAAAGAACCCGCAGUGCAGUAACCGCUCAGUAGAAACCCGCUUCACUUGGCAAGUGACUUGCAAACUAUAAAAACUGAGAUUCCCCAAACCUGUUGGAACAGAAGUUCCCCGUCUGUGCGUUUUAGUUGAGUUUGUUUGUGUGUAUGUGUGUGUGCUGCAAAGAUACGGGGUUGUUUCUGUUUACACAUGAAACAAGUCUGCUUUCAUGAGACCUGUCGCAGAUUUGUGGAGAAUUUAAACCGAAAAGCUAAAGAGUUCUGUAAAUUUCAAAAGCAGCGGCCACGAUAAUCUCCCUGUCCUUGCAGAGUGACAGAACCUCUGAGGCUGAACGUUUUCUACUGUGUUGCUUGCUGCAUUCGGAGACUUAGUUUUUACCUACACUGGAGAUUAUAUCUGCCAUAUCGCUCCACUUUAGUCGUUUUCUUCUCUGCAAAUGUUUAUAUUUAAGUGUCUUUAGAAAAUAUGCAUGUUUAAUAAUGGACUGCUGCUUUAACAAUGUAUUACAAAUACUUUACUGUGACUUUACAGUGAAACUUUUUGAGCUGUCUUUUUUUUUUUUUUUGUCCUUUAUAAGUAAACUUCACAAAUAAAAAAAAAAAAAAAAUGGCCAAAGAAAAAUUGAGACUUUAGUUCACCAUAUUCAUUCAUUAAGCCUUUCUUUUUAUCUUGAAAAUCAAGGGCUGGUAAAACCGCAAUUUCUCUUUUAAGUCUGACAAUGUUUUCUUCGUCUUUUUAUAACAUGUAACCUAUUGUUAAACUGCACUUAAUGUACUUUUUCUUUUUUCCUUCAGCCAGACGGUUGUUUGGCUUUCUCCAUAAAUAUUAGCCUGCAUGA
Molecule: messenger RNA, 2054 nt
Organism: Gasterosteus aculeatus aculeatus (three-spined stickleback)
Lineage: Eukaryota; Metazoa; Chordata; Actinopteri; Perciformes; Gasterosteidae
Product: phospholipid phosphatase 2
Biological process (GO): phospholipid dephosphorylation; signal transduction; phospholipid metabolic process
Cellular component (GO): plasma membrane
Molecular function (GO): phosphatidate phosphatase activity
Source: RefSeq, a predicted model, not a curated record